This is a messenger RNA of Dioscorea cayenensis subsp. rotundata (Guinea yam), 1401 nucleotides long. RefSeq lists its product as uncharacterized. The transcript has 3 exons. The record is from RefSeq and is a predicted model, not a curated record. NCBI's taxonomy places the organism in Eukaryota, Viridiplantae, Streptophyta, Magnoliopsida, Dioscoreales, Dioscoreaceae. Bases 49 to 1317 code for a protein of 422 amino acids.
ACCAAAUCAAAUCAAGUGGUAGUUUUUUCAUACUGUGUGUGUUUCAAGAUGAGGAAGCUCUGGCCAAACUUGGACAGAGAGGAUGGUCUUGACACGGUGCUUGAAGUUCCAAUUCCUGAAGAGAUGUUAUGCUCUAAUGCACACUCUAAGAGUGCAUGGUCACGUUGCACCAAUUGGAUGCGCCCACAUGGUGGUGGUGGUGGUGACCGGUUAUCGGCCCCGGCUCUCGGCCGCAACGCCGAGCUUCAACUCAUGCUCGGCGUCGUCGGUGCUCCUCUCGUCCCACUCCCUGUCCGAACUCAUCGACCUUUCAUCAAAAAUGAUAUCAAAGAUGAUCCAAUUGAGGUUUCCAUGGCGAAGUAUAUUGUGCAGCAGUAUGUGGCUGCAGCAGGAGGGGAGAUGGUGUUAGAGUCAAUUGAUAGUAUGUAUGCUAUGGGGAAGGUGAAGAUGAUGAUGGGAUCGUCGCCGGAGUUUAAGAAAGGGAUGAAGAGUAUUGGUGGUGGUGGUGGUGGAGAGAUGGGAGGAUUUGUUGUAUGGCAAAAAAAGCCGGAACUUUGGUGCUUGGAGCUGGUGGUUUCUGGUUGUAAGAUGAGUGCCGGAAGUGACGGCAAAGUUGCUUGGAGACAAACUCCUUGGCAUCACUCUCAUGCCUCCCGAGGACCGCCUAGACCUCUUCGGAGAUCUCUUCAGGGUCUUGACCCGAGAUCGACGGCAAAUUUGUUCUCCAACUCUGUUUGUAUUGGAGAGAAGACGGUGAAUGGUGAUGAUUGUUUUGUACUCAGGAUCGAUGCGGAAGCUGCAGCAUUGCGAGCGAGAAGUAGUAGUAAUGUCGAGAUUAUCCGGCACACAGUUUGGGGAUACUUCAGCCAAAGAACAGGUUUGUUGGUUCAGUUAGAGGAUUCGCAUUUGCUUCGAAUUAAAGCGGGGAAUGAGGAGAGUGUUUACUGGGAGACGACAAUGGUGUCAGUGAUCGAAGAUUACAGACCGAUCGACGGCGUUAACAUUGCACAUUCCGGUAGAACUACUGUGUCAUUGUCUCGAUUCGGUAAUAUGAACAAUGAACACACUAAGACUAAGGUCGAGGAAAUAUGGAAUAUUGAAGAAGUUGAUUUUAAUAUCUGGGGGUUGUCCAGGGAUUGUUUCUUGCCUCCUAGUGAUCUAAACGAAGAUACCGAAGCCGGUGAUAUGUUAGUGAAGAAUCCCCGGCCGACGAGUAAAGUUUCGGCCUCUGCUGCGAAGAUCGGCAUAUCGAAAGUUGCCGCGGUUAACAUUGAUGAUUCAGACUUAACAGAAGGAGAAGAGUAUGGACUCUCAUGAUCCAUGUAUUGUAAAUAUUGCAGUAGAUUAAAUUUUGUAUGAUGAUAGAGUAUUAUCAUUAUAUAAAUCAUGCUGUUGUUUAUA